AUGAGCUUGUCAAAAUCAGAACGAGAGUCUAUUAUAUUAAAUGACGCCAGAGGAAUACAACAUCCUUUCUAUUACGUAAGUCAGAGUAAAGAUGGUAAAAUAUAUGUAAGAAAAAGAAAGGUUCCAUUAGCGAAUACAGAGAGCGACAACAUUAAGGUGCAUGGCACCGAGGGCGAAGCCUAUAUAAAACCUUCUAUUCAAACUGAAAAGUCAAUAGAACCAGAAGAAAAGAAGCCAGAUGUUCUUUCAAUAACGAACCAAGAGCUUAUUACAAAGUUCGUGAAUUUCAUUGAAAAGCAAACCGAGUCAAAGAACCCUGACCCACCAGUGAAAGAAGUUGAGACAAAAGAGAAUGUACAGUUCAUUGAAAAUGUCAAGAAACAACUUCCACCACGAAUGCCAAGAAGAAGAGUGAGAAUAAUGAAGUAA
Molecule: messenger RNA, 429 nt
Organism: Trichomonas vaginalis G3
Lineage: Eukaryota; Parabasalia; Trichomonadida; Trichomonadidae
Exons: 1
Coding region: 1-429 (142 amino acids)
Source: RefSeq, a predicted model, not a curated record